AUGACGAAUCAGAUCGGCUCAAAAGAGAAGGAGGCCGCGCCGCGGGAUGACAACACAGAGAUGGCCUUUAAGGACGCGGGACACUGCAGCCGCAACACACACAACCUACUACUGGGGUUCACCGUGGGAGGUGUGGUGAUGGGAGCAAUCUUUGGGAUGCUGCUCCGGUACAUGUUGGUCACAGAUCUGGCGGCCCUCACGAUGGUGUCGUUCCCUGGAGAAAUCCUGAUGAGGAUGUUAAAGAUGCUGAUCCUGCCCCUCAUCAUCUCCAGUCUCAUCACCGGUCUGGCAGGUCUGGAUGCUCGCUCCAGUGGUCGUAUGGGCAGCAGGGCCAUGGUGUACUACAUGUCGACCACAGUGAUAGCCGCGGUGCUGGGGGUGAUCCUGGUGUUGGGGAUCCACCCUGGGAACCCCAAACUGAGGGGUGGGGGCAACACUGGUCCCUCCGCCCCCCGCAACCAGGAGGUCAGCAGCCUGGACGCCUUCCUGGACCUCAUCCGGAACCUGUUUCCCGAGAACCUGGUCCAGUCCUGCUUCCAACAGGUGCAGACGGUGUUGAAGCUGGUUCCGAUCUCUGUGUCGAACCAAUCAGAGCCACUGAUCGUGGGGAAGAAGAAGCUGGAAUACAAAUGGGGCAUGAACGUCCUGGGUCUCAUCGGGUUCUUCAUCACCUUCGGGAUCUGCAUGAGUCGGAUGGGCGAACGAGGACGUGUCAUGUGCGACUUCUUCAACAUCCUCAACGAGAUCAUCAUGACCAUGGUGUCUAUGAUCAUGUGGUACUCUCCGCUGGGCAUUGCGUCCCUGAUCGCAGGGAAGAUUGCGUCCAUCGGGGACCUGGAGGUGGUGGCGCGGCAGCUGGGGCUGUACAUGGUGACGGUGGUGGUUGGUCUGCUGAUCCACGGCGGACUCAUCCUCCCCGCCAUCUACUUUGCCAUCACCAGGAAGAGCCCUUUCACCUUCUACUCUGGCAUCUUCCAGGCCUGGAUCACGGCUCUGGGCACUGCCAGCAGUGCUGGGACCCUGCCUGUGACUUUCCGAUGUCUGGAGGAGAACCUGAAGAUAGAUAAACGUGUGACUCGGUUUGUUCUCCCGAUCGGAGCCACCAUCAACAUGGACGGAACCGCGCUGUACGAGGCGGUGGCGGCCAUCUUUAUCGCUCAGAUGAACGACAUCACUUUGGACGGAGGCCAGAUCGUCACUGUCAGCAUGACAGCGACCCUGGCCAGUGUAGGAGCUGCCAGUAUUCCCAGUGCUGGGCUGGUUACCAUGCUGCUGAUCCUGACAGCGGUGGGACUGCCCACUCAGGACAUCAGCCUCCUCAUCGCCGUGGAUUGGCUCCUUGACCGGAUGCGUACCUCCAUAAACGUGGUGGGGGACUCCUUCGGUGCUGGUAUUGUGGAUCACUUGUCUAAACUGGAGCUGGCGGAGCUUGAUGCGGCCGACCUGCAGCUGGUGCCGGCGGUGGAGGAGGAGCUGGACUUUGUGCCUCCUCCUCCGGUGUUGACGGAGCUGGUGGACACUGACUUCCCUCUUCGGCCUCCGGAGCUGCCACCGCGCUCGCCUCGGCCUCCCAAACUGAACCACCACACACUGUCACAGCACUCCAUCACCUACUCUCCGGCUCGCUCCGUUCGCUCAGUGCGCUCGCCAUCUCCUCACUCUGUGCGCUCGCCGUCUCCUCGCUCUGUUUGCUCCCACUCCCCACGGCCUUUCAGAGCCCACUCCCCACAUCUGCUGCGCCGCGUGGAGCCGGGAUACUGCCCCCUGCCCAGCAGCGACAACCAGAUCCUGUCCCAGCCGCGCUCCUUCAGAGAACCCGACCGUUAUCGUGAGCGCGACCGUGAACGCAACCGUGAACGCGACCGUGAACGCGACCGUGAGCGCGACCGUCUGCGGCGUGAGAGCGAGACUGAGGACGACGAGGACAGGGAGCGAGUGCUUGACAUCAGUGACGGAGAAGAGAGCGACGACACGGCGUACGACCGCAGACACGCCCUGUCCGCCUGCGACCUGCCCUGA
Molecule: messenger RNA, 2019 nt
Organism: Knipowitschia caucasica
Lineage: Eukaryota; Metazoa; Chordata; Actinopteri; Gobiiformes; Gobiidae
Source: the annotation of a GenBank genome assembly